Molecule: messenger RNA, 1393 nt
Organism: Physcomitrium patens
Lineage: Eukaryota; Viridiplantae; Streptophyta; Bryopsida; Funariales; Funariaceae
Product: lysine-specific demethylase JMJ30
Source: RefSeq, a predicted model, not a curated record
AGCCGCACAUUCAUGCAAUCACAUGCGAUCUUGGGGGUCAGGGCAUGCAUGUGCCCGAAGCUCACUAACCCGAGCACGGAUCUGGAAACUCUGUCGCAGGCGAGUUCCAUGAGCUGAUUCGGAUCUCCUAUAUAUCCACUUCUGUUGUGAUCACGAACCUCGCGCCCGCGGAGACGAUCCGAUGGGCAGAAAAAGCUUUUAGAUUUUUGGCUUAUUCAAACAAAUAGGCGGGACCGCACCGCCAUUCUGGAAGAGGCAAAAGAUCUGGACAGGUGCAAGUUGCACCGGUCCACUUGAUGGAGCUCAUCGAGCUUUCCCAUAUAAUGAGGCUGGAGCACGACAGAUAUUCCGCCAUGGCCUAGACAGUGAGUUACAUGGCAAGAGACAAGCGGUGUGGAAACAGAAGGCCUCUUCAGAUUAAGCAGCACUAGUGUCGCGGCAACAGGAACCUCAAUCUAAAACGCGUCAUGCAUGCGUGCCAUCCGCAGACUAGCCACAGACGAGACGGGGUCGAUUCCAUGUGCGUCGGGAAGUGUUAUGUAGACGGUGCUAAUGAUAUGGUGUGGUGCUUUGAGAGCCAUUUGUGCCAGAGGGAAAGCAUUAGGAGGUGCUGCAUUUGGAGCAUAGGAGGUCGUGCCCGGUGACUGAUAGUGCAGGUCAGCGGCUGUAGAAUUUGCCCAUGUCUCCCGUUGCGGAAUCGCAGGUGCUCGCGUUUCUCACCCAGGUGCGCAAUGAAGGGGGCGUAGUGUUUGCGGGGCUUGCAGAGAAGGCCUGGUUUGGAGCGGAUGAGGAUGCUGCAGAAGCUGCUUAUGAACUAGCUUGGGAGGUGUUACACGCAGGACCUUGGAAAGAUGUGCCUGUGGUAUGGCGUGACGCAUUCUCUCUCUCCUGCUUGUCUUUGGCAUCAUGCCACCACCGUGCCAACCGGGCAGUAGAAGCCUUGCAAGUUCUAGAUCACGGAGUGAUUAUGGGAGGCCCACUAUUUCGUGCUGAUAUCGAUAGCUCACUUCACAGCAUCAUCGCAGCUACAGGUACAACGGAGGGCUCUGAGACAUCAACUGGUUUACACCAAGAAAGUCAUCCACAAGGAGUAUCGCCGAAUGUGCAUGACAUACAUCUGAGCAGGUUUAAAGAGGCGAAAACGCGACGAGAAGUCGACAAGAGACUCUACUUCUGAUUUCCUUUUUCCUCCUAGGAGCGUAGUAGUCACGCACUUCUCUCUUAACAUCUUGUAGCUGACGUCUAAUGUUGUUAGUAACGAGGUAUGUCAUUCCUUUUCUUGUAGCCAUAUGACUUGAGUGUAGACAAGCGCAACACUUUAUCCGUUGUAAUAAAGUGGCAUGAAUUCAUGCUUCAAGCUUUUCAAUGUUACUUCAUAAUGCCUUUGAACGUA